UAACUAGCUUUCACUUCUUUCUAACAAUUGCUUUGAGCCAUAUCUAUUUUAAAUACCGGGAUAACGAGUCCGUAGCGUUAAGCUGCAUUUGCUGUUAAUUAGUUUGAAUCCAUUCUUUAUAAGCUCUGUUGACCUUGACAAGGAACCGGAAGGUUCCGCUGAGUCUACCCAGCCAAGUAUGAGCCAGCCUACAAACACCAGUAGAGAUGCUUCCGGUGUCACCCAAGCAGCCCCCCAGACCGACGUCAAACUGGCGGCCACCGCAGGCAAGAAACAGAACAAGAAGAAGGUCGAGGAGGUAGUUGAGGAAGAGGAGGAAGAGUAUGUGGUGGAGAAGGUUCUAGAUCGACGAGUCGUGAAGGGAAGGGUGGAGUACCUCCUGAAAUGGAAAGGUUUUUCAGACGAGGAUAACACGUGGGAACCAGAGGACAACCUAGACUGUCCCGACCUGAUAGCGGAGUUUCUCCAGUCUCAGAAGGCGGCCAAAGAGGGCGAAAAGAAAGAGUCCGCCGGGAAGAGGAAAGCGGGCGAAUCCGACACAGAAGCAGGGGGCGACGACAGCAGACCCAAAAAAAGGAAAGAUGAGCCAGAGAAACCUCGGGGAUUUGCGCGAGGACUGGAUCCAGAGCGGAUUAUUGGAGCUACAGACUCCAGUGGAGAACUCAUGUUUCUGAUGAAAUGGAAAAAUUCAGAUGAGGCAGAUCUUGUACCAGCCAAGGAAGCAAACGUGAAAUGCCCGCAAGUGGUGAUCUCCUUCUACGAGGAACGACUAACGUGGCACUCGUACCCUACUGAAGAGGAAGAGAAGAAAGAUGACAAGAACUAACACGGGGGGCAAAGAGGAGGCCUGGGGCGGGGGAAGGAGGGCAGAGUUGGGUAAGGGUAGGGGCUGGAGGGUGACGCUCGGGAUGGGAAUUAAGGAGGGGUG
This is a messenger RNA of Chanos chanos (milkfish), 928 nucleotides long. RefSeq names its product chromobox homolog 1a (HP1 beta homolog Drosophila) (gene cbx1a). Lineage: Eukaryota; Metazoa; Chordata; Actinopteri; Gonorynchiformes; Chanidae. The transcript is spliced from 6 exons. Bases 179 to 826 code for a protein of 215 amino acids. Gene Ontology annotation, cellular component: nucleus. The record is from RefSeq and is a predicted model, not a curated record.